Molecule: messenger RNA, 5562 nt
Organism: Heteronotia binoei (common prickly gecko)
Lineage: Eukaryota; Metazoa; Chordata; Lepidosauria; Squamata; Gekkonidae
Gene: YES1
Product: YES proto-oncogene 1, Src family tyrosine kinase
Exons: 12
Coding region: 532-2157 (541 amino acids)
Biological process (GO): protein phosphorylation; cell surface receptor protein tyrosine kinase signaling pathway; cell differentiation
Cellular component (GO): extrinsic component of cytoplasmic side of plasma membrane
Molecular function (GO): ATP binding; non-membrane spanning protein tyrosine kinase activity; signaling receptor binding
Source: RefSeq, a predicted model, not a curated record
CCUUCGCCUCAGCAACAGCUGCUGCCUGCAGCCCCCUCCUCCUCCCGCUGCGCGGCUCCUUUCCGGGUCUCCAGCGGCCGCCAUGUUAGGUCGGGAUGGUGAACUCGGGCUCGGCUGAGGGGACCCACCGUCCGUCGCCUCCCCCUCCGCCUCCUGGCGCGCGUGGAAGUGCAAGCAGCACCCCUGCUUCCCGGCUCCUCCCCCUCCCUUCGGCCUGGGGUUGUGACGGAGCCUCUGGAAGCGGCGGAGGAGCGGCUUCUUCGCCCCAGGAAUCCCGGCCGGGGCUCAUGGAGCCGGCGCGGAGGGGCUGAGGGCGGUGGGAGCGGGGAGUCGCGACGUGGUCUCUCGCCGGCCCCUCUGCGGAGCGGGCAGCGCGAGUUGUAGCCGGGCCGGCUGGGCUCCGUGGGGCUUGAGGCGGAAGCGAGAGCGCCCUCCACCCGCUCUCCGGGAAGAGAGGGAGUAGCAGCGGGAGAAGCGAGGGGGCUCGCCGCUUCCCCUGGAGUCAGCGGCCGGGCGAAAGCAGAAAAGACCAUGGGUUGCAUUAAAAGUAAGGAGGAUAAAAGUCCUGCAAUGAAAUAUAGAACUGAGAGUACACCAGAACCCACUGCUCCCCAUGUCAGCCAUUAUGGGUCAGAUUCAACUCAAGCAAACCAGUCACCUGCAGUAAAGGGAUCAUCAGUUAAUUUUAACAGCCAUUCUGUGACUCCUUUUGGAGGGCCAUCUGUUAUGACGCCUUUUGGAGGAGCAUCUUCCUCGUUUUCAUCUGUGCCAUGUCCAUAUCCUAGUGGUUUAACAGGUGGUGUUACUGUUUUCGUGGCCUUAUAUGAUUAUGAAGCCAGAACAACAGAUGACCUUUCAUUCAAGAAGGGUGAACGGUUCCAAAUAAUAAAUAACACAGAAGGAGAUUGGUGGGAAGCAAGGUCUAUCGCAACAGGAAAGAGUGGCUACAUCCCAAGCAAUUAUGUUGCUCCUGCAGAUUCCAUUCAAGCAGAAGAAUGGUAUUUUGGUAAGAUGGGCAGGAAAGAUGCAGAAAGAUUACUAUUGAAUCCUGGGAAUCAACGCGGUAUUUUUUUAGUUCGAGAAAGUGAAACCACAAAAGGUGCUUAUUCCCUCUCUAUACGUGAUUGGGAUGAAGUUAGAGGCGAUAAUGUGAAACACUACAAAAUUAGAAAACUUGAUAAUGGUGGAUAUUACAUAACUACUAGAGCACAGUUUGAAUCUUUGCAAAAGCUGGUCAAACACUAUACAGAGCAUGCUGAUGGCUUGUGUCAUAAGUUAACAACUGUGUGUCCAACUGUAAAACCUCAGACACAAGGUUUAGCAAAAGAUGCUUGGGAAAUUCCUAGAGAAUCCUUACGGCUAGAAGUUAAGCUGGGGCAAGGAUGCUUUGGUGAAGUAUGGAUGGGAACAUGGAAUGGAACCACAAAAGUAGCAAUCAAGACACUAAAGCCUGGUACAAUGAUGCCAGAAGCUUUCCUGCAAGAAGCUCAAAUCAUGAAGAAAUUAAGACAUGAUAAACUUGUUCCACUUUAUGCAGUUGUAUCUGAGGAGCCAAUCUACAUAGUCACUGAAUUCAUGACAAAAGGUAGCCUACUAGACUUCCUUAAAGAAGGAGAUGGGAAAUAUUUAAAGCUUCCACAAUUGGUGGACAUGGCUGCUCAGAUUGCAGAUGGCAUGGCCUACAUUGAAAGAAUGAAUUACAUCCAUAGGGACCUUCGAGCAGCUAACAUCCUUGUGGGGGACAACCUUGUGUGUAAAAUUGCGGACUUUGGUUUAGCAAGGUUAAUAGAGGACAAUGAAUAUACUGCCAGACAAGGAGCCAAAUUCCCAAUUAAAUGGACAGCACCUGAGGCUGCACUAUAUGGUCGGUUUACAAUUAAAUCUGAUGUUUGGUCAUUUGGAAUUUUAUUAACAGAGCUCGUAACAAAGGGUCGUGUGCCAUAUCCAGGGAUGGUGAACCGGGAAGUUUUAGAACAAGUGGAACGUGGCUACAGAAUGCCUUGUCCUCAAGGAUGCCCAGAAUCUCUUCAUGAGUUAAUGAAACUGUGUUGGAAGAAAGAUCCAGAUGAAAGACCAACAUUUGAAUAUAUUCAGUCUUUCUUAGAAGACUAUUUUACAGCUACAGAACCACAGUAUCAGCCUGGAGACAAUUUAUAAACCCACAGCCUACAUUCAAUGCACAAAUCUGCCAAAUGUAAAAUAUUUUCAAAAAAUUCCUUGCUGAUUUGAAGAACUCAGAAGAAAGCAAAUAGCUGUCAUUUGCAUGCUUGAUGGCUAGCAAACUGGAAUUCCAUAAUACAGGUGCACAAAACCACUUUUUAAAGUGUUUUUCCCAAAUAUACCAAAUGAUGUGAUAUUUGUCUCCCUUAUUGCUUCAGGGUCCAAAGAAAGAAUACUUUAAAAAAAAUCCGUGGUACAGUUAGCAUUACCGUGACAGUUUGUGGGAGCAGAGCUGCUAACCUUCUUUUCUUCUUCUGACAUUCAUCCAUAGUAUUAAAUGCAAAAACAGCAAUUAUAGGACACCUCUAAAUGGAAAUAGUCAAAGGAUAACAAAGCUUAUGGGACCAAACAAUUCAAUUGUAGUUUUAUAGAAAUGUCCUGUGAUCAAAAUAAAAUCAGAUUAAAAAAAAUUACAGUCCUGAUUUGGGGGUAAUGUUACAUGAAUUUAAUUAAGGUAGGGAAAAUAGAAUUUUAAAAAGAGAGAGAGCAGACAGUUUAUGGUAAACUUGAUUAAAUAUUAGACCUCAGUAGUGAAACUGAGUAGCAUAAUGCACUGUGUUGAUACUUUAUGUUAAUGUAACUGGAAAGUAGCAUAUGGGCGUUACUUGUUUCAUGCAUAGCUUAAUUAACAAUGAUGAAGUAACUAAAACUAUGGUUAUGUUAAUGGACUGUAAUUUCAAACCUGAAACCACAAAUUUCAAUCAGAGGGGAAAGUAUAUAAUCUUUUGAGAUGUGUUCUUUCAAAGAGAAAAUUCUACUGACUCAUACCAGAGUUUUGUCUUUAGAUUUUUUGUGUGUUUAUUUUUGAGAAAAAGAAGAAACAACAUCUGGGUGAGAAAAAAAUGUGUCUGCUUCUUACAAGUGCUUCCAAGGUCACUAGUCACUAGUUCAGGGAUUUAUAUGGUUGCACUUUUCCUUUUUUUACAGAGAUGAUCAUAUAUGUAUACACACACACACACAAAAUCACAACAAAGUAUUUACGGAGAAAAAGUUGAAAACACUGAGUAAUUCAGUAUCUUCAGUACUGAACUAAUGGUGGCAAACCAUUCAUGGGCAAGUAGUCCAGCUUUCAAGCACUACAUUUAGGCUCCAACUAAAAAUGAGGAGGAAUGGAGCAGCAGGGGCUGUACAUGCAUAGCCUCCCCCCAUUAAAAAAAAAAAGCUUGAAAUCCUGCCAAUACAUUGCUGGGUGGGCAGUAGAGGACAGCAGUGGGCAAAGUCCAUCUCACUGUCAAGUAGCAGUAGACUGGGAUUUUGAGUGUACAAAAAAUGCUUUACACGGACUGUAGCUAGUGUAUCUAAUUGCAUUUUUGGUUCCACAUUCAGUUAAUGAUAUGCAUCCACUAGCUUUCUUCCACAUGUAUUGUCUCCAGGUAUAUUGGGGCAUAGAAGUAUGUUCCAUAAUCUCUGACAUAUCAAGCAAUAAAAUUCUAUUGACAUUGUUUGGAUUUACCAGUUAUACUCUAAAUAUUGUUUGUUUUGCACUGCAAAGCUUUCUGUGAAAAUAAUCAUUGUCAGACAAAUCAUACAGAUUAUGUUCUGGUUUAACAAAUGUAAGUGUUCAAGUAAAAAUAUGCAAUGUUACUCUGUUUUUCUUUAUAUAUCCCUAUCAGAUCUCAAAAGGGCUUAUGUAGAAAACAAUGUAUUAUGGGAUUGUAAUUUUUUAAAAAAUAUAUGUUGAUGGGUAGUUAAAAUUAUGUUUUCGUAACAGUGCAAUUGAAACAAAAUGACCAGAAUGCUAUUUGAUAUUGAUUGGAUUUUUAAUAAAUUGAACAAUUUAUUGUAAUGAAAUUUGUAUAGUAAGGAAAUAGAACUAAAUGAGUUGAUUUAUGAAAAUUUCUUAUAUAUUUUUUAAAAGUCUGCACAAUUAGCAACCAUAGUCAUUAUUUUUGGCUCUGUAAUAUUUAAUCUCAAGACUUCCUUGACAAAUAAUAAUGCAGCUUCAACACAUACACACUUUUCUAUAAAUAGUAGUACAUCUUAACAUGUAAUUAUGUGUCUAAAGCAUGAUACUAAAUUUGUUUUUUAGAACUGAAUUAAAAUUUAACCCUAAAAAAUGAAGUUUGUUUAAAAACAAAAACCUCAUUGGCUUCCAAGCUAUUUUGUUUUUAGAUUCGCAGUAGUAACAUCUCAGAACUCUAAAGGACUGAGUUUUCUAUUAUAUAGAUGUUUUAUUCUGGUUUCUUUAAAGUAGAUUUCAAUAGGAUUCAGAGCACAGUUUGGAGAUGUAAUGGUUUAGUUCAAGACAUUUUUCUGAAGGUGUAAGAAUUUCUUCAAAGAAAAUUUGGUCCAGUCACUCUGAGCCACUAAAUUGCCACUAAAAACAUUUCCCCACCCUGCAUUAAUUUUUUUAAAACAGUUACUUUGCUACAACUGUACAUUUGGGACAUUGUGUACAGUAGCGACAGUCAUUAUAUACUUAUUCGUGAGAUAUAUCAGGUUACAUAUCCAGUAGUAAUAUGGAUACUGUUUCAGUAUUCCACUGAAUAGAUCAGAGAGAGGUCUGCCUGGACAGUAUUCAUCAUCUCCAACAGAGGAGGAAAGGAGUGGAUUUAUUAAUAUAACAGUAUCCACACAACUUAAUGCUUGUAGAUUUUACACACACACCUCCCCGAUCUUUCCACAUAUGUCAACUCUAUUGCUAGACAGGGAGAAUGUUGCGCUUUGUAGCAGUUUCCUCUAUGUGUAGUGGGUAUUUCCACAUAUGGAUUUGGAAUUGCAGGCAGUGUUAUGUAGAAUUUCUGAGUAAACUCAAUUGAAAAGACUGGAUGCUACCAUUUUCUUAUGUUGCUUCCAUUCAUUUCGCUUUGACCUGUGAUGGAGAAGUUCCUGAGAGAGCGUGAUUGGAUAUAACCUGUCAGCCUCUACUUCCAUGUCCUACUCUCUUUCUAAUUUGGUUUGGUUGAUGAGUUGUGUUCAGUGUCUUCUACCACAACUCUUAUACAUCAAUCAAUGUUAUACAGCUAGCCCCAGCAUCUCCAAUGUAUAGAAGUGCCACUGUAUAUUGACUGUAGUACUGCUAGAACACUGUUUUAUAAACCUCAGAAAUGAUAAUGCAAACUUUUUUUACAUAUUUUCAGAUACUAUGUUGAAUUUUCAACACUUCCUUUACUGUAAUUAAUGUUUAUCAUUUAAUAAUAAUUUUGAUAUUUUAGCGGAAACAAUUAUGUAAUAUUUUUGAUCAAAACUGUACAGCAAGCCUUGCCCAUCAGUUUUGUCGAAGCUAUGUUGUGUGGUAAUCUUUCACUUUUUGUUCCAUUUUCCUGUCAUGCUGUGUUCACAAGCUUAAAUAUUUUUUAGUAUUUUAUUACUUUUGCAUAAUUAAACUUCCCAAAAAUAUAA